Larimichthys crocea (large yellow croaker) is the source of this 2314-nucleotide messenger RNA. Its product is annotated as scavenger receptor cysteine-rich type 1 protein M130. The coding region runs from base 32 to 2299 and encodes 755 amino acids. The transcript is spliced from 8 exons. The record is from RefSeq and is a predicted model, not a curated record. Gene Ontology annotation, cellular component: membrane. NCBI's taxonomy places the organism in Eukaryota, Metazoa, Chordata, Actinopteri, Sciaenidae.
CAGACCUUCCUGUGUUAGGUCUAGAAAACCUAUGAAGGGCUGUUCAUCACCAGGUUCCUCCUCCUUUGUUUUGGAUCUCUCCUGUUCAGACUCUGUCAGGCUGGUGAAUGGGAAUAGUCUGUGUUCAGGCAGACUGGAGGUGAAGUCUGACCAUUCUAACCAAUUAUGGUCCUCAGUGUGUGAAGAUGACUUUGACCAGCAGGAUGCAGAUGUGGUCUGUAGGGAGCUUGGCUGUGGGGCUCCUUCAGUCCUCCAGGGGGCGCUCUAUGGAGAAGUGGAGGCUGCAUUGUGGACCAAAGAAUUCCAGUGUGGAGGCCAUGAGUCUGCUCUCCUGGAUUGUAGACGCUCAGGAUCAACUCGAAGCACGUGCUCACCUGGAAAAGCUGUUGGACUCACCUGCUCAGAACCUGUCAGGUUGGUGGGAGGAAACAGUCGCUGUGCAGGAACACUGGAGCUGAAACAAGGAGGCUGGAGACCAAUGGGUCACUUUACAUUUUACUGGACCCUGAAGAAAGCAGCUGUUGUCUGCAGAGAUCUGGACUGUGGUUCUGUUGUUUCUGUAGGACAGAGUCAGGAGUCCUCCGACAGAUCUGUGUGGUUGUUGAGGACUACCUGUGUUCACUCAAGAUUUUCUCUGAGGGACUGUGUAACACCAGAUUUCUCUUCCUCCACUCUAAAUGUCACCUGUUCAGACUCUGUCAGGCUGGUGAAUGGGAAUAGUCUGUGUUCAGGCAGACUGGAGGUGAAGUCUGACCAUUCUAACCAAUUAUGGUCCUCAGUGUGUGAAGCUGACUUUGACCAGCAGGAUGCAGAUGUGGUCUGUAGGGAGCUUGGCUGUGGGGCUCCUUCAGUCCUCCAGGGGGCGCUCUAUGGAGAAGUGGAGGCUGCAUUGUGGACCAAAGUGUUCCAGUGUGGAGGCCAUGAGUCUGCUCUCCUGGAUUGUAGACGCUCAGGAUCGACUCGAAACACGUGCUCACCUGGAAAAGCUGUUGGACUCACCUGCUCAGAACCUGUCAGGUUGGUGGGAGGAAACAGUCGCUGUGCAGGAACACUGGAAGUGAAGCAAGGAGACUGGAGACUGGUGAUUUACUCUUCCUGGACCCUGAAGGAUGCAGCUGUUGUCUGCAGAGAUCUGAAAUGUGGCUCUGCUGUUUAUGUAGUACAGAGAAAGGAGUCCUCUGACAGAUUUGGAUGGUCGAUCAGCUCUGACUGUGUUCAGUCUGGAUCUGCUCUGAGGGAAUGUCUAGAAUUAGAGUUUGACUCCUCUAUGCUGGAUCUGACCUGCUCAGACUCUGUCAGGAUGGUGAAUGGGAAUAGUCUGUGUUCAGGCAGACUGGAGGUGAAGUCUGACCAUUCUAACCAAUUAUGGUCCUCGGUGUGUGAAGCUGACUUUGACCAGCAGGAUGCAGAUGUGGUCUGUAGGGAGCUUGGCUGUGGAGCUCCUUCAGUCCUCCAGGGGGCGCUCUAUGGAGAAGUGGAGGCUGCAUUGUGGACCAAAGAAUUCCAGUGUGGAGGCCAUGAGUCUGCUCUCCUGGACUGUAGACGCUCAGGAUCGACUCGAAACACGUGCUCACCUGGAAAAGCUGUUGGACUCACCUGCUCAGAACCUGUCAGGUUGGUGGGAGGAAACAGUCGCUGUGCAGGAAGAUUGGAAAUAAAACAUCUGGGAGACUGGAAACCAGUGCGUUACAUUAGAUAUGACUGGACACUGGAAAAAAUAGCUGUUGUCUGCAGAGAUCUGGGCUGUGGCCCUCUUUCUGUAAGACAGAGAAAGAAGUCCUUACACAGUGUGUCAAUGUGGACUAUCAACUCUGUCUGUAUUAAGUCUGAAUCUGCUCUGAAGGACUGUGUAACAUCAGGUUUCUCCAUCUUUAUCCUGUAUCUCACCUGUUCAGACCAGCUGGUUCAUCCCAACAUCUCUGUGUCCUCCUCAAUGGAUGGGGUCUCCAAGGUCCAGCAGCAAGGGUUUCAUGUGUUGUGGGGCUCCUCCUUCACCAUCAGCUGUUCCAUCCAGCCACAGUACCCAGGAGGCUCCUUCCAGCUCACCUUCACCUCCACCAACACAGCACACAACUACACCCAGCCAGCUGUUAAUCACUCUGCCCACUUCCUGUUUCCUGUUGCAGAGCCCACCCAUCAAGGAAGCUACAGCUGUGUUUAUCAUGUCUACAUUGUUUCUCGUAACUUCUCCUCUGAGAGCCAUCGACUUUGUCUCACUGGCUCAGGUAGGAAAACAUCAUCAGCUGACAUCAUGUCACUAUAUGUCCGUGCAUGUUUUCCUAAACAACAUUGUAAGUGAAUAAAUGUCAACAGC